This is a messenger RNA of Chara braunii, 3781 nucleotides long. NCBI's taxonomy places the organism in Eukaryota, Viridiplantae, Streptophyta, Charophyceae, Charales, Characeae. The record is from the annotation of a GenBank genome assembly.
AUUUGAUGCAAGAAAGCAAGAAGGAACAACGAAAGAACAAUGCCUGGAUGAAAUUGUUGCUGAGAUCGAUGCGCCCCAUUGCUGUUAGGGCCGCACUUGUAGCACAAGGUAUCGCACCCGCUCAAGCAAUGGGCGGAGCGGCGGCCAAUCUGAGUGUAUGUUACACGUGUCACCUGCCCGGCCACAUAGCUCGAGACUGUCCCCACCGACCCGCAGAGGUCCUGGUUGGAGCUGCCCCCGUGGCCGCGGCACCUGUAGCCAACGGGCUGAUAAGGGUAGGCACAAUGAUAAAAGAUAUUGCGGAGCAGCAGAGACGCGAAAAGGCGGAAGGGAAGCGGCCGAUCGUGGAACCGGAGGUGCCGUACACGCAAGACGAUCCCGAGCGAAACCCGGAUCUACCCCCCGAGGCGUCGAAAAGGAAAUGGAGCCACAGCCGCCGAGGGAUCAGGAAGCCGCCGCCGUCGCUGAAGAGAUGGAUCAUAGCAACGCGCACGCUCUCUAUGACGACCACCCGUCAGGAGUUGUGGUGCGAUGUGCUCGCAACCAAAUUGCGAGGUAGCCCUUCCACUGCAUGGGAGGAUCAUUAUACCCAGCGCCUCCGCGUGGGUGAGGUCCCCACUCUGGCCGACUUCGCGGCCUUCCUUCAGGACCGUUUCCGCGCUCGUCAUGACGCCACCGACGCCUUAGACCGCGUCACCCAGACCAGAUGGUCUGGGUCCUCUGUACCGGCCGACCUGGAACGUCACAUCCGAGUGUUUCAGGACGGUCGCCUUGUUUGUGACGAGACGUUCCUACCGGAGGUCACACUCACCAACCGGUUCCUUGUCAGCCUGCCGACUGACUAUCGCCUAGAGCUAUGGAGGCGAUCAUUCUCUUCCGCGGAGCAGGCAUACGAGGCUGCRCGUCAGUACCAGAGGAUGUGCAGUCRCUUCUCCGUCGCCCCAUCCUCUUCGCGGCCAGCCGCCACCWCUCAGUCUCGGGGUACCACCCRAGGUCGCUCCUYGUUUGCUGGUCGUUUUCGUCGCCCGACCCGCCCUAGAGCGUCAUUCUCUCAGCGCUACAGUUCUCUGRAGUACGRCGAGGACGCCUCGGCCGAGUUUGACCCUACCCUUGGGGACGCCCCCGAGGACAUCAAGCUACGAGACGUCAUCCAGUAUCACUUGGAUGACGACACUGUUCCGGUGGCCGAGCGCUUGCUGAUGGCCAUGUCUGCCAUGGGUCGUGCUCGCUCGUUAGGAGCGCCUCACGAGACAGUCCUGCGUCGUCUUCUUGCCUUGCUCUCUGACCCUGAUCGCACCCUACCCAUCAUCCCUAUUCGCCUAGGGACAUCUACGAGGGUGUACCGCGCUUUAUGGGACUCUGGCUCGCAGGGAGAUUUCGUUCACCCUCGAGUGGUUGAGGAAGCUCGCCUAGCUACCUCUGGGUCCCGCUCUCCUAUCUCCGUUACCCUCGGAGAUAACAAAACGCAACACUUCUUCGAUCAGACGGUCCCCGACCUCCACUUCUCCCUCACCCUCCAGCCACCGAAUAGUACCCAGGCGCCUCGGCGCUACCAUUCCUCCACCUACUUCGACGUGCUGGAGACUGGGUACGACUUUAUCCUUGGCACUCCCCGGUCUCGCCGGUUCCGUAGCACAGAGGCCGAAUGGGCGUUUGAGACACUCAUUCUCAAAACGAAGUGUGGUCAAACCCAUCGAGUCCCGUUCAUUGGAACCACGGGCAACACCCCUCCAAACCUACCUCCCGAGGACCCUCGUCCUUCUAAGUCCCACCCAGACAUCUCCUUCACUUCUCCCCGUCAGUUUGCUCACUUCAUCCCACAGGAGGACGUCACGCUCUACUUAGUGAAUGUCAUGGAUCUUCUUCGCUACGAUCCACUCUGUCCCGAGGUUGAGCUCAUCUCACUGGAGCCCGAUCCCCCUAACCCUUCCUCCAUCUUCACAGCUCCCAUCUCUACAUCCACCCCGCAGCCUGCGGAUACCCCCUCGACAUCCCAGGUUCCUACGCCGUUCACUGCCGAGUCCACCCAUACGCCUCCUGCCGACGCAGACGUUGAGGAACUCAUGCGGUUCAAGGCUGACUUAGAGUCCGUCAUUCGCGACCUGAUUCGGGAGUACCGCGACGUCUUCCCCCCAUAUUUCUCAUACUGCGGGAUUCCCCCGAUGCGUGGUGUCGAGCAUUCCAUCCAGCUCGUGCCUGACUAUCGUGUUCACCAUCAGGCACCAUACCGACUCUCUAUUCCAGAGGCAAUGGAACUCAAGCGUCAACUUGAGGAGCUCCUUCGACUUGGUUUCAUUAAACCUAGUAACUCCCCUUGGGGUGCACCUGUCCUCUUUGCUCGCAAAGCGGACGGAACUCUCCGCCUCUACAUCGAUUAUCGCGGCCUUAUCCGUUACACGGUUAAGAACAACUAUCCCAUGCCCCGCGCGGAUGAGCUGUUUGACCGUCUGGCAUGCAAACGCUUCUUCACGAAGAUCGAUCUUCGUAGCGGUUACCACCAGAUCCGCGUUGCCACAGAAGACCAGCCGAAGACUGUCUUUCGGUCGUGCUUCGGCCACUACGAGUUCAUGGUGAUGUCAUUCGGCCUCACCAAUGCACCCGCCACCUUCCAGACGGUGAUGAACGACAUCUUUAGGGACAUCCUUGAAGAAUACGUUCUCGUAUACCUGGACGACAUCCUGGUCUACAGUCGUACCUUAGAAGACCAUAUCAGACACCUCCGCGAUGUCCUACAGCGCUUACGCAAGCAUGGCUUCUAUGCCAAGCUCAGUAAGUGCCGCUUUGCCCAGCGCAAAGUGGACUGCCUAGGACACCAUGUGUCUGACCAGGGUCUCCACAUGGACGACGCGAAGAUCACUGCUAUUGCAGAGUGGCCCGUCCCCACAUCUGCCAAGCAGCUUCGCAGCUUUCUAGGCCUCACCAGCUACAAUAACACUCGUUGCCCUGCGCUUGACGACUGGAUCGCCCACAUGGCGGCAAUUAUGAAGCGCGCAGACGAGAGUUUAGCCGACUCCCAGACUCGCAUGGCCACACGAGCGAACCGAUCACGAAUGGAUCAUCCAUUCAAAGUCGGUGACGAUGUGCUCGUCGACGCACGCCACUUACAGCUCGAAGCAGAUAURCUUCGCAAGUUCAGGCGUCGUUUCUUCGGUCCAUGCCGCAUCCUUCAGGCCGUCGGCUCUGAUACUGCCGCUAGUCCGGUCAGCUUCCGUGUGAAGCUACCUGAUUACCUUCGACAGACUCGCGUACACGAUGUUUACCACGUCUCCUUGCUGCGUCCUUAUCGCAGACCGUCCGAGCGCUUCGCCGGACGCCCUUAUGAGCGUCCUCCAUCUAUCAUGGUGGACGGUCACGAGGAGUUCGUUGUUUCCGACAUCGUAUCACGCCGAGUUACCGACGAUACCCCUCCACGCAUCGAGUACCUUGUGCGUUGGAAGGGCUACCCUGAUGAGGAGGCUACUUGGGAGCCCCUCGAGCACUUGCAGCACGCCAGGAUGUUGGUGCGUGCAUAUGAUCGUGCUCGUCGUGCUGGGACAUCUACUUCUACUCAGCCGACUGACCCUCUUCCUCCUCCUCCGGCUGAGGAGAUCGCUGAGGAUGAGCCGGCUCCCUCUGAGGCCGUUCCUCAGCUGCAGAUGGUCGCCUCCGAGCGUCCACAGCGCACUCAUCGUCGCCCUUCACGUUACGAUGACUGACACUCUUAUCCUCCAUCUUUCCCCACUGACUCACACCAUCAGGUACUCCAUCAUCAGCUCUUCUUUAGGAUGUCAGCGUUUUGCGG